Molecule: messenger RNA, 8168 nt
Organism: Dreissena polymorpha
Lineage: Eukaryota; Metazoa; Mollusca; Bivalvia; Myida; Dreissenidae
Product: zinc finger protein 99-like
Exons: 4
Coding region: 195-1733 (512 amino acids)
Source: RefSeq, a predicted model, not a curated record
GUUGGCUUUGGGGCGAGUUGUCUGGCUCCCCAACUGCGGUUUGCUGUUUUCUGAGCUUGGUGGAGAUCAAGAAGGCGUCCACGGCUCCAAUAGUGUGUUUCUACCGUGGUCUGCUACCUUGGCGCUGAAAGAGCUUGAUACCAUCUUAAAUCGGGGGAACCAAUGAGCUACAGCAGAGGAACUGCCGGUUUGGUAUGGAGAUGACUACGCAAGAGAACUUCGCCUUGUCAGACACAAGAACUUGCUCUUCAGACCUAAAUAUAUCAAUGGAGAAGAAAUGUUCCAAUGAUUGUUCUGCAAGACAGUACAAUUGUGAGGUGUGUGGUUAUGCAUGUAACGAGAAUAGUUCCUUGAAGAAACACAUGCUGAUACAUACUGGAGAAAGACCGUACAAGUGUGAGGUGUGUGGUUAUGCAUGUAAGGCGAGUGGUACCUUGAAAAUACACAUGAAGAUUCAUAAUGGAGAGAGACAGUACAAGUGUGAGAUAUGUGGUUGUGCAUUUAACUAUUAUGGUAACUUAAAACAACACAUGGGAAUACAUACAGGAAAAAGACCGUACAAGUGUGAGGUGUGUGGUUAUGCAUGUAACGAGAUUGGUAUCUUGAAGAAACACAUGAUGAUACAUCCAGAGAAACUGAAAUGUGAUUUGUGUGGUUAUGCAUGUAUCCGUAGUAGAGACUUGAAGAUACACAUGAGGAUACAUACAGGACAAAGACCAUACAAGUGUGAGGAAUGUGGUUAUGCAUGUAUCCAUAGUGGUAACUUGAAGACACACAUGAGGAUACAUACAGGAGAAAGAGCGUACAAGUGUAAGGUGUGUGGUGAAGCAUUUAACCAGACUGGUAUCUUAAAAAAACACAUGAGGAUACAUAGAGAGAGACUGCACAUGUGUGAGGUGUGUGGUUAUGCAUGUAUUUGUAGUAGUAGCUUGAAGAAACACAUGAUGAUACAUACAGGAGAAAGACCUUACAAUUGUGAGGUGUGUGGUUAUGCAUGUAAGGCGAGUGGUACCUUGAAGAUACACAUGAGGAUACAUACAGGAGAGAAACCAUACAAGUGUGAGGUGUGUGGUUAUGCAUUUAACCAGAAUAGUAAAUUGAAACAACACAUGAGUAUACAUACUGAUACAGGAGAAAGACCGUACAAGUGUGAGGUGUGUGGUAAUGCAUUUAACACGAAUAGUACCUUGAAAAGUCACAUGAAGAUACAUACAGGAGAGAGACCUUACAAGUGUGAGGUGUGUGGUUAUGCAUUUAACCAGAAUAGUAAUUUGAAACAACACAUGAGUAUACAUACAGGAGAAAGACGGUACACGUGUGAGGUGUGUGGUUAUGCAUGUAACAAGAGUGAUACCUUGAAACAACACUUGAAGAUACAUACAGGAGAAAGACAGUACAAGUGUGAGAUAUGUGGUUUUGCAUUUACCCAUUGUGGUAACUUGAAAAGACACAUGAGUAUACAUACAGGAGAAAGACAGUACACAUGUGAGGUGUGUGGUUAUGCAUGUAACAAGAGUGAUACCUUGAAUCAACACUUGAAGAUACAUACAGGAGAAAGACAGUACAAGUGUGAGAUAUGUGGUUUUGCAUUUAACCAUUGUGGUAACUUGAAAAGACACAUGAGUAUACAUACAGGAGAAAGACAGUACAAGUGUGAGAUAUGUGGUUUUGCAUUUAGCCUUAAUGGUAACUUGAAAAGACACAUGAAGAUACAUACAGGAGAGAGACGGUAAAAGACUGUACAAGUGAGAUGUGUGUAACUGUGGUAAAGCAUUUAACUGGAGUGGCUUUUCAUGGUAAAUUGUUCAAUCAGUUUGUUUGAGUAUUAAUUUAAGCUCAUUUGAAUUUAACCUAUUUUAUAUCACAAAAUGCACAUGGUGAGCUUUUGUGAUCGCUGUUUUCUGUAAUGUGUUGUUUAUUGUCCGCCGCAAACAUUUACCUUGUUAACACUCUACAGGCAACAUCUGUUUUCCGAAAGUCUUGAAACUUGCUCUGAUGAUAAAUUACAAUGAUAUCAUAGGGGAGUAAGUUUGAAACUGGGUCAUUAGUUCUUAUGAUAUUUUGGGGGAGUUUGUAACUGGGUCAUUAGUUACAAUGAUAUCUUGGCAGAGUUUGUAACUUGGUCAUUAGUGCAUAAUGAUAUCUUGGCAGAGUUUGUAACUGGGUCAUUAGUGCAAAUGAUAUCUUGGUAGAGUGUGUAACUCGGUAACUCGAUCAUUAAUUAUAAUGAUAUCUUGGUGGAGUUUGUAACUGGGUCAUUAGUUCCAAUGAUAUCUAUGCAGAGUUUGUAACUGGGUCAUUAGUUUUAAUGAUAUCUUGGUGGAGUUUGUAACUGGGUCAUUCAGUGAUUUUUUUGCUCAAAUUUACAGCGGCUGCUUCCCAAUCGCAGAAAUACACGUUUUUCCCCAAAAAUCUGACCAAAAUUUCCCAAAAAACGCCCAACUUUUUUUUUAGAAAUAAGUCUCAUAUAACUUAAUUAUGAUUUCUUAAAUCUAGGUCUCAACUUUAUUUUUUAAACAUCUUACAAAAUAUAUAACUUGAAUUUAGUCAUUUUUGUCCAUAAAUCAUUCCCAAACUUGCCACUUUUAUUGAUUAAAAAAAUCCCAAUUUGACUAGACUCCUUUUCUAGGAAACUCCCUGAACAUGCACUUAAAAUCAAUAUCACUUCUGUUACUUAUAAUCCUAUUUAUAAUGCUUAAUUUUUCCCAAUUUCGUGGUUUAUCGCGCUAUUUUUCCCAAUUUCACGGUUUAUCGCGCUAAUUUCCCCAAUUCAAAUGGCACAGGCUGUAACAAAUUAAAGCAAAAAAAAUCACUGUCAUUAGUUCCAAUGAUAUCUUGGCAGUGUUUGUAACUGCAUCAUUAGUUCCAAUGAUAUCUUGGAGGAGUUUAUAACUGGAUCAAUGGUUCAAAUGAUAUAUCGGCGGUGUUUGUAAGUGGGUCAUUUGUUCUUAUGAUAUCUUUGCGUAGUAUGUAACUGGGUCAUAAAGGGUCAAAAACAAAAGUCAUUAGAUCAAAUUGAAGAAAAAGCUUGCUUAUGCUCUCACUCUUGAAGUCACAUUUAUAGGCAAAUCAUCAUGUCUGAGAUCCAAAAUGGCUCCUUUUCAUUUAAAAAACAUGGCCGCCAAGGGGCAGCGCAGUUUUUGUUACAUUGCUGUAGAUAUACCUUGUUUAGCUUGAGAAAUCACAUUUUUAGUACACGUACACAUCUGAAUGAAGCUUGUUCAGAAUAUUUGCUCCGGUGAUGUCUUGCGGAGCUUGAAAAUGGUUCUGGUCUGUUGAAAAACAUGGCCGCAAGGUGUUGGGGUUGAUUCCCCAAUAUGGCAGCUAUAUACAAUUUCAGAAUCGAUAAAUUUCGUGACUGCCGCCAUAUUUGCUAUCACGUGACCUGCUGCCAUUACAGUAUUGAAUAUUCUGGUAGACUACAGCUUUCAAAAAUCUCACAAUAAACAAAAAAUGGAGGCAUUAAUGAGUUAUAUGUCACAUCUUUGAACAAUAAAAGUUAGAUUUCUAAUAUAUGUGACCAUACAACAAUAUUCAGUGACAAUAUGUUUAAGGCCGAAAUAGCUGGGGGUUUAAGUACUCCUUUCAGUUAUGCCUUGGCUUAAAACACAAUUUUUUUUAAUGUAAUUAUUGGACUAUAAGUUUCAAGCUUUACGUUUUAUCAGCAUCUAAAGUCUAAAGUAAACUUUGUGAUUUUUAGCGUUUAUAGUUCCGGGGAUAUUAUUAAGCGAAACUUUGAGAGAUUAUUUCCGAGGUACACAAUAUAAUUGAAAAUCAGAUGUCUGCCUUUGUGUAAAAUUUCUGUAUGAAAACUAAUUACGGAGAUACACAGUCACACAUUAAGAAUAUUUAUAAGAUUCAAUAAGAUUUUAUUAGAUUCAGACUUUGUUUCAUGUAUAAUACAUACCUUUUUUUCGUAACAUUUAUUAUUUCGUUAUGAAUAUCACUUAUUUAAGUCUCAAUGUUAAAGGCAAUUCAUAAAUCUAUAGCUGGAAUAAUGUUUUUGACUUAAAUUGGUCCCAAAAUAUUUAUAAGCGAACUCAGUAUGUAUUUGGGUAUAUGCUCACUUUUUCACUCAAAAGUAUCUGGUUGAGUCAAAACUUCAGUGUGUUUUAAUUAAUUAUUUAAAUUAUUUUAAUUAUUUAAAAUUCGCUUUCAAGCUUAAACAAAAACUGUACUGAUUAAUUGCUUAUUAUGUUUUAUUGAUAAAAUAUAAAUUUACAAUUAAAGUGUAAAGAUGUCACAUACAUGUAUAUGGAGCCUUAAGUCAAUAUAAAUAGUUCCAAUAAUUCGAUACAUUCCAUAAUCUGUUUAUUUUCAUUUUCAAUUUCAGAUUUAAAAUAAACACUUAUAAGUCGAACAAAAUAAGUGAUGUUUUUCUUCGUUAAUUACAAAUUGUCAAUUUUAGACAGAUAAAUGGUCUUGAAAAACAUCUGCGAUCGAGGCGCGAAAGAUUCCCUCAGUGUUAAAAGUGUUAAUUGGUAUGUCUGUGACACCACAUUCUUCACAUGCGUAGAUGCCGUUAUUAAGAUACAUGUAAGAUACCAUGCAUCGCCUUCAAAUAACAUGUUAAAUGACAAUGAAGGCCUUAUUCAUGCGGAGUUUUAUGACUCUUAAAAAAUGCAGAUGAACAUUGUUUCUAUUAAUCAACAAAUACCAGUACUGAUAAAAAAAUAUAUGUAUUUAAAAAAUACUACCUAUUAUGUGAUGAUUAAAUCGAUAAGAGGAACUAGAUAAAUCUUCAAAUAUAUUGAAUAUAAUCGCUUCAAUUCCGUUAAUUCUUCAGGUACCAAUACAAAAAUAUAGGUCCCCAUAUGGUUAUUCAAUAAUGGCGGCGCAUGCGAUUAUUCAGGGACGGUAAUUCAGGAGUUUUAAAUUUUUGGGAUUGUCUAUAGUAGGAACUUGUUUAUUAUGUGGAAGUCUUAUUUUAAGUAAAAUAUUCUAAGUUCAUGAAGCUUGGUCAGAAUAUUUUUAUGCCCCCAUUUCGAAGAAAAGGGGGUAUAUAGUUUUUGCACUGUCCGUCGGUCGGUCGGUUGGUCGGUCGGUCGGUCACACUUCAUGUCCGCUCUCUAAUUCAAAUAGUUUUCAUCCGAUCUUUACCAAACUUGGUCAGAAGUUGUAUCCAGACAAUAUUUAGGUCAAGUUUGAAUAUGGGUCAUGCCGGGUCAAAAACUAGGUCACGGGGUCACUUAGUGCAUUUCAAGGAUUUAGCAAGGUGUCCGCUCUCUAAUUGAAGUAGUUUUCAUCUGAUCGUUACUAAACUUGGGCAGAAGUUGUAUCAAGACAUUAUCUAGGUCAAGUUCGAAUAUGGGUCAUGCCAGGUCAAAAACUAGGUCACGGGGUCACUUAGUGCAUUUCAAGGAUUAAGCAUGUUGUCCGCUCUCUAGUUUAUGUGGCUUUCUGAUUUAUUUUGAUAUUCUAAGACAUUUUUAUGCCCUCAAAGGAGGGCAUAUAGUGAUCGGACUGUCCGUUAGUCUGUCCGUCCGUCUGUCCUUCACACUUUGCGUUUAGAUUUCGAAAAAUGCUCAUAACUUCUAUGUCGCUUCUGAUAGCAAUUUCAUAUUUGGCAUGCAUGUGUAUAUGGACAAGGUCUUUCCAUACGCACACAAAUUUUGACCCCUGUGACCUUGACCUUUAACUUAGGGUCCGUGUUAAGGUUCGAAAUCUGCGUUUAGGAUUUUAAAAAAAGCUAAUAACUUCUACCAAGCGUUUACACAGUUAUACUUUUAUGUAGUGACAAAGUUACAGUUGGGGGCAUCCGUGUCCUGUGGACACAUUUCUUGUUUAGAAUAAUAUCUCAGCUAAGUUCGAAAAUGGUUCUGGUGUAUAUAUCUCAAAGAUCAAGGUCACACUUGGAGUUCAAAGGUCAAAUGCUUGUCAGGGCCAUAACUUUGUCAUUUAUUGUGAGAUUUUAAAAUCAUUUGGCAAAUUUGUUCACCAUCAUUGGACGGUGUGUCGCGCGAAAGAAUUACGUCGAUAUCUCCAACGUCAAAGUCACACAUUGAGUUCAACGAUCAUAAAUGAGCUUGUCCAGGCCAUAACUUUGUCAUUUAUUGUGAGAUUAUAAAAUCAUUUGGCAAAUUUGUUCACCUUCAUUGGACGGUGUGUCGCGCGAAAGAAUUACGUCGAUAUCUCCAAUGUCAGAGUUCAACGAUCAUAAAUGAGCUUGUCCAGGCCAUAACUAUGUCAUAGAUUGUAAGAUUUUAAAAUCAUUUGGCACAUUUGUUCACCAUUAUUGGACGGUGUGUUGCACGAAAAAAUUACGUCGAUAUCUCCAAGGUCAAGGUCACACUUAAAGUUUAAAGGUAAAAAAUGGCCAUAAAUGAGCUUGUCCGGGCCAUAACUAUGUUGUUCAUUGUGAGAUUUUAAAAUCAUAUGACUAAACUGGGCCUGUGAGAAGGCUUGUCUGGAGCUAUGCUGGCCACACAUAGCUUAACUUUAGCUGACAGGGUAGCUCCUGACUAAACUGGGCCUGUGAGAAGGCUUGUCUGGAGCUACGCUGGCCACACAUAGCUUAACUUUAGCUGACAGGGUAGCUACUGACUAAACUGGGCCUAUGAGAAGGCUUGUCUGGAGCUAGGCCGACCACAUAUAGCUUACCUUUAGCUGACAGUGUAGCUCCUGACUAAACUGAGCCUAUGAGAAGGCUUGUCUGGAGCUACGCUGGCCACACAUAGCUUAACUUUAGCUGACAGGGUAGCUCCUGACUAAACUGGGCCUGUGAGAAGGCUUGUCUGGAGCUACGCUGGCCACACAUAGCUUAACUUUAGCUGACAGGGUAGCUACUGACUAAACUGGGCCUGUGAGAAGGCUUGUCUGGAGCUACGCUGGCCACACAUAGCUUAACUUUAGCUGACAGGGUAGCUCCUGACUAAACUGGGCCUGUGAGAAGGCUUGUCUGGAGCUACGCUGUCCACACAUAGCUUAACUUUAGCUGACAGGGUAGCUCCUGUCUAAACUGGGCCUGUGAGAAGGCUUGUCUGGAGCUACGCUGGUCACACAUAGCUUAACUUAAGCUGACAGGGUAGCUCCUGACUAAACUGGGCCUGUGAGAAGGCUAGUCAUGGUAGCUCCUGACUAAACUGGGCCUAUGAGAAGGCUUGUCUGGAGCUACGCUGGCCACACAUAGCUUAACUUUAGCUGACAGGGUAGCUACUGACUAAACUGGGCCUGUGAGAAGGCUUGUCUGGAGCUACGCUGGCCACACAUAGCUUAACUUUAGCUGACAGGGUAGCUCGACUAAACUGGGCCUGUGAGAAGGCUUGUCUGGAGCUACGCUGGCCACACAUAGCUUAACUUUGAUGACAGGGUAGCUCCUGACUAAACUGGGCCUGUGAGAAGGCUUGUCUGGAGCUACGCUUGCCACACAUAGCUUCACUUCAGCUGACAAGGUAGCUCCUGACUAAACUGGGCCUGUGAGAAGGCUUGUCAGGGUAGCUCCUGACUAAACUGGGCCUAUGAGAAGGCUUGUCUGGAGCUAUGCUGGCCACACGUAGCUUAACUUUAGCUGACAGGGUAGCUCCUGACUAAACUGGGCCUAUGAGAAGGCUUGUCAUGGUAGCUCCUGACUAAACUGGGCCUGUGAGAAGGCUUGUCAGGGUAGCUCCUGACUAAACUGGGCCUAUGAGAAGGCUUGUCUGGAGCUACGCUGGCCACACAUAGCUUAACUUUAGCUGACAGGGUAGCUCCUGACUAAACUGGGCCUAUGAGAAGGCUUGUCAUGGUAGCUCCUGACUAAACUGGGCCUAUGUGAAGGCUUUUCCUGAGCUACGCUGGCCACACAUAGCUUAACUUUAGCUGACAGGGUAGCUACUGACUAAACUGGGCCUAUGAGAAGGCUUGUCUGGAGCCUAUCAGAAGGCUUGUCUGGAGUUACGCUGGCCACAUGUAGCUUAAGACCCGUUUUCUCAUGACGCCGCUCAUUUUAUUUAGAAAAUGCGUCCAAUUAGCUGUAAAUGUCAUCUACUACGUGCUUUUAGUGUUGCACAUGUGUUAGAAGUGUUUUAAAAAUGUUCAUGUUCUGACUGUUAGUAAGAAAUGUUAUCAUAUUGAACUAGGUUAAUGUUUUAUUAUUAGAAUCAUGUUUAUAAAUGUGUUUUUUUCAUAUGCUGUAUAUUCCUAAAAAUGAAAUAUGUUCUAAAAACUUAGUAAAACCAUUUAUUGGUUAA